AUGACCGUAGUUUCAAACGAUCCCAUUUGGUGGCCGUCCAUCAAUUCGUAUCGUAUCGCCAGCUAUUUUAUAGUUGCCGCCUCUGCUGGGGUGAUGUACGAUUGGACAUUGACAUUCGGACGUGAGGUUGAGCUGAUUUGGAGACAAAACUGGUCCCUCAUGACUGGGUUGUAUCUCAGUUCGCGCUACCUUGGAAUAAUAUACACGGUCAUCGGCUUGCUGGUAUAUGUUCCAACAAUCUCGUUGACAGAUGCAGUGAGUAUUCUGCACCGAUGUUGGUCAUUCCCGUCUAAUCAGCUGCAUUAUCAUGUAGGGUUUGGGUGGAGUAUGUGGUCUUCCGAGGCUGAUUACGAACUGGAUUUGCCAGGCCAUAUUGUAUAUGUCAUAUCAAAUUCGAUAAUCACAGUCGUAAAUGCAAUACUAGGCGUCAUCAUGAUCGCUCGGUUGCAUGCCAUGUACCAGCGCAGAAAGAUGCUGGUAUUUCUCUCCGUCAUCCUCCUGGUUGUCACAAUCGCCAAUGUAGUGGCCAUAACAAUAAUAACGAUGCAUAUGUCAGAGGAAGAGCUUGUUCUCUCCGGCACCUACCAGUGCUCUGUUGACCUUGGGGACAACACAGAUCUAUCUUAUUUCAUGUAUUGGACGUUCAUCACUGCAUGGGAGGUCCUCGCACUGUGUCUCGCAAUAUGGAUUGCUGUAAAACACUUCCGUGAACUGCAACGACCAUCGACCGGAUGGAUUGUCAGGGAUUGUUUCACGGCGUUAACGAAGAGUCAUUUGGUUUACUUUGUGAGCUUUGUUGCUGUCUCUUGUUUCAAUUUCGGUUAUUUGUCUCCAGCUAUCUCAGCGGAACCGUUUUCACUCGAAAACCAGAUUUAUCCGGGUCUCACUCAGAUUUUCUUGCUUGUCCAGUUGUUUGUGCUAGGACCACGCUUGAUACUCAGUGUUCGAGAAUAUCAUGCUAAGAGCGUGGCCAAUUCUGAUGCAGCAAUCGGCAUGGCCUCAGGAUAUUUCCAGGAGCGCGUUCUCUGUCAACUCCUCGAUACGCCCUCCAUCCCUCUGUUUCUUGUCGGCGGUGCAACUUCGGUAGGGGUAGAUGGGGUUGUCCAGGCUUGGAACGUCCACGAAGACGUGAUCAAUGACGAGUAG
Suillus subalutaceus is the source of this 1146-nucleotide messenger RNA. RefSeq lists its product as uncharacterized. The record is from RefSeq and is a predicted model, not a curated record. Lineage: Eukaryota; Fungi; Basidiomycota; Agaricomycetes; Boletales; Suillaceae. The transcript is spliced from 14 exons. Bases 1 to 1146 code for a protein of 381 amino acids.